AUGUGUACUUUACCGCAGGAUCGUUUGACACCAUGUCCGCCUUUCACUUACAUUGGAUUGGAUGCGUUUGGACCAUGGAAUGUGCGCGCGAGAAAAACUAGGGGAGGACAAGCUAACGCAAAACGUUGGGCUAUAAUAUUCUGUUGCAUGGUAUCGAGAGGGAUACAUAUUGAGGCCGUAGAGGAGAUGAGCACAUCUUCCUUCAUUAACGCACUGCGGAGAUUCAUCGCGCUCAGAGGACCGGUAAAGCACAUUAGGUCGGACAAAGGAUCUAACUUCGUAGGAGCCGUUAAGGAACUUAACUUGAAUGUUAUUGACGUCGAGGACAAAGCCGUAAAAGACUUUCUUUCAGAGGAAAGCAUCACAUGGACUUUUAAUCCUCCAUAUGCCUCCCAUAUGGGCGGAUCUUGGGAACGGCUUAUUGGUACCGUUAGAAGGAUUCUGGACAACAUGUUGCGUAAUACUGACACUAAACACCUCACGCAUGAAGUGCUUACGACUUUUCUAGCCGAAGCGUGUGCUAUAGUGAACCAGCGACCACUGGUACCCGUAUCUGACGACCCUGAAAACCCAGUGGUAUUGUCGCCAAGUACUCUCAUUACUCAAAAGACUGACGUUCCAAAUGUAGAUCUAACCUUGGUAGACUUCUCAGUGAAAGACAUGUUUCGAUCCCAAUGGCGAUGUGUUCAGGUAUUGGCCCAGAAAUUUUGGAACGCGUGGAGAAGAGACUAUCUACAAUCGCUACAAACGCGACAAAAGUGGAAUCACGAACGUUCAAACUUGAAACAAGGUGACAUUGUUUUGCUGAAGGAUCAUGACUCUCGUCGUAAUGACUGGCCAAUGGGAAUUGUUGAAUGUGUUUUUCCUAGUCACGAUGGUCUUGUUCGUAAAGUCAGAGUUAAGACAAUUCGUAAUGGACGAUCGGUUUCGUAUAUCCGUCCUAUUACUCAGUUAGUACUAUUGAUGGCAUAG
Messenger RNA from Ylistrum balloti, 972 nucleotides. RefSeq lists its product as uncharacterized. The record is from RefSeq and is a predicted model, not a curated record. The transcript has a single exon. Gene Ontology annotation, molecular function: nucleic acid binding. NCBI's taxonomy places the organism in Eukaryota, Metazoa, Mollusca, Bivalvia, Pectinida, Pectinidae. The coding region runs from base 1 to 972 and encodes 323 amino acids. Gene Ontology annotation, biological process: DNA integration.